AUGGGGUUAUUAGCUCUCGGCACACCUCUGGAUUGGCCAGAAGCCAAGCAAAAUGCCGAUCAGGUCCGCGAAUGGGGCAUCAAGCAACUCCUGGAGAUAUGGAACAAGGCCAAGGGGAAAGAGUCAGAUGCCCUGCUUUGGGGUGACGAGGUCGAGUAUCUCGUAGUGACACACUCAAAGGAUGACCCUCGUGUCCUCCUAUCCCUCAGGCAGGCAGAUAUCCUUGAGGCCCUGGCCUCGGACACCAAUCUCACUGCGAAGGGUGGUUGCGUCCCGGCUCUUCAAGAUGUAGCUGGAGCAAGUGCGAAUGAGCCCCUUCCUGUGUUCCAUCCCGAAUUUGGAAGGUUCAUGCUGGAAGCCACUCCGGGCAAGCCAUGGGGCAUUGAAUUUAGAGAACUCCUUAAAGUGGAACCAGACAUGAUCCUCAGGCGAGCCAUCGCAAAGGACCACAUGAGACCAGAAGAGUUCCCCAUCACUCUCACGACUUUUCCCAGGAUAGGAAGCCCCGGUGUCUUCACCGACCCGCACUAUCCGGUCUCUGGGCCAAAGCUGCGCUCCCAGUUCGUGCCUGACGAGAUCGCGAACCCUCAUAUCCGCUUCCCUACCUUGGCUGCAAACAUUCGCUGGCGGCGAGGCAGGAAGGUCCAAGUGAAUGUACCAGUCUUCAAGGAUAAGAACACGCCCUGGCCAUGGAAAGAUCCCACUGUGAAUUACAAUCUUCACAACUGGCCAGAGGACGACGAUGUAAGGAACGGAGCCGCUCCGGACAACUUUAUUCACAUGGACGCCAUGGCUUUUGGUAUGGGCAGUUGUUGCUUGCAGAUCACCUUCCAGGCCAAGAAUAUCACCGAGGGCAGGAAGAUGUAUGAUCAGCUUAGUCCACUUGGGCCCAUCCUGCUCGCCCUGACGGCGGCUACCCCCAUCUACAAGGGCUUCCUGGCAGACACAGACGUCCGGUGGAACCAGAUCAGCCGGGCUGUCGAUGACCGGACACCUGAAGAGCUGGCCGAGAAGAAGCUCCUCGACGGCGGCAUGGACGACCGGCUGGCGACGCACUUCGCACACCUCUUCAUCCGGGACCCAAUCGUCAUCUUCAAGGAGGACCUUGAGAGCCUGGACAUGAGCAAGACGGACCACUUCGAGAACAUCCAGUCGACCAACUGGCAGCACAUGCGCUUCAAGCCGCCGCCGGCCGACAACAACAUCGGCUGGCGCGUCGAGUUCCGGCCCAUGGAGAUCCAGGUCACCGACUUUGAGAACGCCGCCUUCGCCGUCUUCAUCGUGCUCAUCACCCGCGCCAUCCUGUCCUUCGACCUCAACUUCUACAUCCCCAUCGCCAAGGUCGACGAGAACAUGGAGACGGCCCAUCGCCGUGACGCCACCCUGAAUGAGAGGUUCUACUUCCGCAAGAACCCCUUCACGACCCGCUCGCCGCGCGCCAGCGGCGCGAACACCCCCAACGGCGGCAUCAGCAGGCCGCCCACGCCGCUGGGGCCAGUCGAGGACGAGUACCGGCUCAUGAGCGUCAACGAGAUCAUCAACGGCACGGCGGCCGCGGCGGGAGGCGACGCCGCGGGUGACGACGGCCUAGACGACGGCGAGAGUUUCCCGGGGCUGAUCCCUCUCGUCGAGAGCUACCUGGACAGCGUCAACGUCGACGUCGUCACGCGCUGCGAACUGGCCACCUACCUGGACCUGAUCCGGCGACGCGCCAGCGGCGAGCUCUGGACCGCCGCCAAGUGGAUCCGCCACCUCGUCGCCGGUCACCCCGCCUACAAGGGUGACAGCGUCGUGUCCGAGGAGGUCAACAAGGAUAUCGUCGGCGCCGUCAUCGAGAUCGGGGAGCGGGAGUGCUCGGGGAAGGGGUUCGGGGACCUAAGCCACGUCCCCGGUCUGGCGAACCUCCUGGGCAACUUCCGCCGUGGAAAGAGGUGUACCUGA
Molecule: messenger RNA, 1941 nt
Organism: Diaporthe citri
Lineage: Eukaryota; Fungi; Ascomycota; Sordariomycetes; Diaporthales; Diaporthaceae
Exons: 6
Coding region: 1-1941 (646 amino acids)
Biological process (GO): glutathione biosynthetic process
Cellular component (GO): glutamate-cysteine ligase complex
Molecular function (GO): glutamate-cysteine ligase activity
Source: RefSeq, a predicted model, not a curated record